CUAAUUUCUACAUUUGUCGUUCUGUAUCAAUGAUCUGUUCCUGUGCGAUGACGGUUUCCUUCUGGAAGAGUAAUGACUGAGCAGGUUGUAAGUGAGGCGAGGUCUUUUGGAGAUUCGUCCAUAGUCCACAGAAUGGAAAACUCUACGACUUAUAACGCUUUCCAGCACGAACUCGAAGACUAUAUUAGGAAGCAGAAAGCCAGAGGGUUGCGACCAGAGACCUGCUUUAGGAAGGUGACAGCGGGCUGUGCGUGCGGAGACAGGCACCGCACUGCGCCCGAACCCCCCAUGCUGGAGCCCGGACUCCCCUGCAGGAGCGCCCACGCGUUCCCGGGUUCCCACAAAAGGCUGAGAACAGUGGGCAGCCCGGCACCCCGAUGGCCCAAGAUCCAUCGCCCCGCACCACGCCUGGAAUCUCUAAUCCACGGUCAGAAAAACCACUAUUUCUUCAAAAACGCGUGGCUUCCAAGCCCACCUGCGCGAGGCGGGACCCCUGGCACCCACGCAGCACGAGACGGAGAUGCUGCCAGCCGCCGCCUCCGGGAGGGCCGUCCGCGCUCGCGCGCGCAUCAGGCGGGCGACCGGGACCAUCGGGACCGAGGCCGGAGGAGAAGGUCCGGGGAGGAGGGCAGCGACCUCGGCCUGGAGCGCCGAGCAAAGCGGCGGCAGAAGAAGCGUGGUGCGGAGGGAGAGGCCUGCAGAGAGGAGGGGAGAAGGGCGGAGGGGGCGCCAGCGAGCGAGGAAACGCGAGAAGGUGGGAGGAGCGACGGAGAGCAGGGCGCCCCCAAAUGGAGAAGCCGGUCCCGCCGAGAGAAGCAGCCCCCGGGCAAGGGAAGCGCGCAGGACAGGGGCGUGUGGGACCUGUGGGAUGAAGCGAUCCUGGGCAGCUGCUGCUGAUGGGACAUCAGUGACAUUAUUCUGAUAGUAAAUGAUCGGACCCGCUGGGAAGGCUGGAUUAAAUGACAGUGAAGCCACCAAGAAAACAAGUUUAGGUUCUCAACUCAGACUCUGUGUAAAUACCAAACCCAGGUGGUUUAAAGACAUAAAUGUAGAAGGAAAAGGAAAACCACCCUAGUAGAGGAAAAUAGGGUGGUUUUUUUUAUUUCUUAAAGUAUU
This is a messenger RNA of Myotis myotis, 1116 nucleotides long. Its product is annotated as zinc finger matrin-type protein 1-like. The transcript has 2 exons. NCBI's taxonomy places the organism in Eukaryota, Metazoa, Chordata, Mammalia, Chiroptera, Vespertilionidae. The record is from RefSeq and is a predicted model, not a curated record. Bases 73 to 897 code for a protein of 274 amino acids.